AUGGCGUCUCAACCCCCCAGGAGGCGAGUUCUGCCUCGAAUACAGCAAAGACACUCUACCCCCUCGGAGAACCCUCAGCAUACGUGGAAUUGCUCGGGUCACGAACUCCCUACACCCUUACCACCCUGUGAAGUCGACGAGGCCUGCUGUGAUGUGGACGACUGCACGCUAGACUGUGGGUCAGGAUGCGGCGGCUUCUUGGAUUGUGAUACUUCUACUGUCUGCUCUGCGACUCAUUGCGAGGACGACAGUUGUGAAGAUACUCACUGUGACGAUAAUCAUUGCGAAACAGAUCACUGUGAAGAGUCCAAUUGUGAAAAGCCCGACUGCGCCGAGGAUCAUUGCGAUAAUAUUGAUCCCUUGUGCUUCGACGCUCAUUGCUGUGACGGCACCGAGAGUCAAGACUGUAACUUUGAUACCUUCUUCGGGCUCAACACCCCAUUAUCGCUGGACACUGGCGUGUUCCCGUCGACGAUGGGUCAACACAAUCCCGGCCAUCCGAUGAAGGGCAUGGGGCACACCUUCCCUGGAACCUUCGAUCCGAGCCAGCAACAAACCUUCCUUCAUUCAUACCAAGCACAUGCCACCCACUGUGAGCAGGACGUGCCAAAUCACUUUGAAUGUCAUGACUUCCAGAAGGAUUGGCAGGCGAUGUUCCCGGCUCCUCCGGUUCCAACCCAAAACGAGGUCAACCCGGCAGAGGUUUUCCACAUGCUUGGGAUGUGCUCCGACUUCUCUGUGUGUCAAGACCAACAUGUACCAGGGCAGCAAACAACCUUUGAUGCCUUUGAGAAACCCAAGACCAACACCUCCCCAUUCAACUGUUAUGAUCAUGACCACCACCACCAUGUUCACGGCCACUUCAAGAACCCUAACGACUUAAACCUGCAAAGCACCCGGAAGGGUCCCCAUCGCAGUCACAAUCGUUGUCGCGCUCACCACCAUGCUCAUUCCCACCCAUACUCUCCUUACUCGCGGCAAGCUCGCUCUAGUAUCAGCUCCCACCUCCACUCCAGUCCAGGAGAGACCCCACCGCCUCUCGAUGGCGGCGCUUCGUCUAUUCUCACGACUCCUGAUUUCUCAGAGGACAACGAGUUGCAUGUCUGCAAAUGGGCACCGACGAUCCAUGGAAUCAAGGCUGUCUGUGGUGCGACAUUUGCCGACUCGGGUGCCCUUCAGGACCAUCUAAUCGCCGCUCAUAUGAGUACCGUCGAUGGAGCCAAGGGUAACGGAUACUACUGCUGCUGGGAAGGUUGCCAUCGCCCAAAUGAGCCCUUCUCGCAGAAGUCUAAGCUCCAAGGUCACUUCCUUACCCACAGCAAUUAUAAAAACUUCUCUUGCACAACGUUUGCUAGACAAGCAACGUUAGAUCGACACGAGCGCAGCCAUCGAGGUGAUAAGCCUUAUGCGUGCAAACACUGUGGCAAGUCUUUCACAGACAGCAGCGAAUUGAAAACACAUUCGCGCACUCACACAGGCGAGAAACCCUUCAAGUGCACUUGGCCAGGAUGCAACUUUACAACAGGCGACCUCACGGAGAACGAAGACAUAAAUGCCUCUUCCCCGGGUGUACCAAAAGCUUCACGCGUCCUGCGUCACCAACGAACCACACACAAACACGAAUCCUACUCGACCCUCCCAUCACCUAGCCCCGACCCCUUUACCUUGCCCUCCUAUGCUCUCGUCUAA
Penicillium brevicompactum is the source of this 1689-nucleotide messenger RNA. Its product is annotated as C2H2-type zinc finger protein. The record is from RefSeq and is a predicted model, not a curated record. The transcript is spliced from 7 exons. Gene Ontology annotation, biological process: regulation of transcription by RNA polymerase II. The coding region runs from base 1 to 1689 and encodes 562 amino acids. Gene Ontology annotation, molecular function: RNA polymerase II cis-regulatory region sequence-specific DNA binding; DNA-binding transcription factor activity, RNA polymerase II-specific. NCBI's taxonomy places the organism in Eukaryota, Fungi, Ascomycota, Eurotiomycetes, Eurotiales, Aspergillaceae. Gene Ontology annotation, cellular component: nucleus.